Messenger RNA from Felis catus (domestic cat), 2159 nucleotides. It is a transcript of the gene LBX1, whose product is annotated as ladybird homeobox 1. Gene Ontology annotation, biological process: regulation of DNA-templated transcription. Gene Ontology annotation, molecular function: DNA binding; DNA-binding transcription factor activity, RNA polymerase II-specific. The transcript is spliced from 2 exons. NCBI's taxonomy places the organism in Eukaryota, Metazoa, Chordata, Mammalia, Carnivora, Felidae. The record is from RefSeq and is a predicted model, not a curated record. The coding region runs from base 232 to 1077 and encodes 281 amino acids.
CGGCGCCCGCGUCAGCGCCCUCCUCCCGGGGCCCCGUGCGGCUCUGCUCGCCUCUGCCGCUGCGCUAAUCGGCCCCGCGCCUGGCCCCGCGCCUGGUCCCGCGCCUGGCCCGGCGCGGCCUCCUUCCCGCCCGCCGCUGCCGCCCACCCGCGCCGCCCGGCGCCCGAGCUGCCCGCGGGCUGGGUCCCCGCGGCCCGAGCCGCCCCGGCCGGGCCCCCAAACGAGGCCGAGAUGACUUCCAAGGAGGACGGCAAGGCGGCGCCGGGGGAAGAGCGGCGGCGCAGCCCGCUGGAUCACCUGCCGCCGCCCGCCAACUCCAACAAGCCGCUGACUCCGUUCAGCAUCGAGGACAUCCUCAACAAGCCGUCUGUGCGGAGAAGUUACUCGCUGUGCGGGGCGGCGCACCUGCUGGCGGCGGCGGACAAGCACGCGCCGGGCGGCUUGCCCCUGGCGGGCCGCGCGCUGCUCUCGCAGACCUCGCCGCUGUGCGCGCUGGAGGAGCUCGCCAGCAAGACCUUUAAGGGGCUGGAGGUCAGCGUCCUGCAGGCAGCUGAAGGCCGCGACGGGAUGACCAUCUUUGGGCAGCGACAGACCCCUAAGAAGCGGCGAAAGUCUCGAACAGCCUUCACCAACCACCAGAUCUACGAGUUGGAGAAGCGUUUCCUCUACCAGAAGUACCUGUCCCCCGCCGAUCGCGACCAAAUCGCGCAGCAGCUGGGCCUCACCAACGCUCAGGUCAUCACCUGGUUCCAGAAUCGGCGCGCCAAGCUCAAGCGGGACCUGGAGGAGAUGAAGGCCGACGUGGAGUCCGCCAAGAAACUGGGCCCCAGCGGGCAGAUGGACAUCGUGGCGCUGGCCGAACUCGAGCAGAACUCGGAGGCCGCGGGCGGCGGUGGCGGCGGCUGCGGCAGGGCCAAGUCUAGGCCUGGCUCUCCGGCGCUCCCUCCAGGCGCCCCGCAGGCCCCGGGCGCCGGGCCCCUGCAGCUCUCGCCCGCCUCCCCGCUCACGGACCAGCCGGCCAGCAGCCAGGACUGCUCAGAGGACGAGGAAGACGAAGAGAUCGACGUGGACGAUUGAGCGGCGCCCGGGAUCUUCCACCGCGCCGGGCCCCUAGCGCCCGUCUGCCCGCCGCCUCCCGGACCGCCGAGGGGAGCUGGGACCUCCUCUGCAACUCCCGCCUUCUUCCCUGUCUCCGGCCCGGACUCAGCUCCCGGCAGCCGCCUCCUCCCUCUCGAAGCAAUAAACCCGGGCUGGCCGGCCGGGCCGGCCGCCGCGCGCGGCCUCCGCCGCCCCGGGAGCCCUUGCCGUGCAAUUCUGUAUGGCUCCUGUAUAAAUAUUUAAACCUAUAUAGCGGGUUCUUCCCACCUCAGCCUGACUUUUUUUCUUUCUUUCUUUCUUUUAUUUUUUAAAAUCUCGGAGAUUUCCAUGUUUUCAAAGCUCUCAGGCUGCCGGGUUUGCUGAGGGCGAGGCAGUAUCGAGGGUAACGAACACUGAAGCCCGCGGUCCGGAGGAGGGGGCGCGCCCCGACUGUUUUGAUUUUUCUCUGCAUGUGGCGAAUGCACUGGCCCUCUUCCUCCUCGCCUCCCUAGGCCUAUUGCAGUUGACUUCUUUUAUUUCCAUCUGCCCCUUUUCCCCGCGUGGGAAGGGGCUGAGGGGGACAGCCGGGUCCUGACUUGCAAGUGUCAAAUCGAUCUCUUCUCUCCCCCCACCCCCGUCCCCAGAAGUCUGUUUUCGAUGCCGGUUUCUGCCUCCCAAUGUCCACUAACGCUAUUUUUAAGAUUCCUCCUUACCCUCUCUCGGUUUCCUUGGAUUGACUGCUGGGGUCCGGGUCUUAGGGACAAAGCAGGGGGAAAUCCAACCGAUCAACCAACUAAAACAGAACCCAAAGCCCUAGAAUUAUUUUUUACUCUUUCUAGAAUUUUUUUGCAUGUGACAGAGACUAAGAGGAGGCCGACCUAAGCCCUCACCCCACCUCCUCCGCGGCUCUGGCUCUGUCUUGCAGGUCUCCAACGCCCCGCUCCUAGCUCGACUUGGCCAGACAAGGGUGACUCGAUGAGGGUGGGUCCUGCGUGCCCCUUCCCUGCUCCUGCCCUCUCCUCUCCGGACUGUACCCAAGGCCUCUUUCUCCGAUAAAUAAAGUCUUUGCCAUUUUACUAGAA